ACACUCUCCAACCAAUCCUAAGAGCGCAGCGUUGGCUCACGUUCCAAUUGUUGAAAGGGUCAUUGUGCUCUGGCGCUCAGAAUAUCCUUUUUAUCUUUUACCCCACAUCUUGAUUUCAAACCCGGUAAGACUACUUAGAUUGCGGAUAUUAUUACGAAACGUUUAAUAUAUUUUACUCAAUGCUUUAUACUUACGUGGAAGAAUAAAACUCAAUGUUUACAUUCGAGAGUUUCUGCGGCGUUUUAGGAGAACUUACUGAAAGUUUGGGGAGAGACUAACCAAUCAACGCUCGAGUUGAGGUCAGGCUCCGCCCAGCUGAUUUUGGCGGCGAGGAGGCGAGCCCGCGCUGGGCCCAGACUGCUCUCCGUCCCUGGGUCCACUCAACCAUGGUGCCCCAGCUCUGAGUAUCUCAACCCGUAUUAUCAAGGCCCUGUAAGCAUCACCAGACCUUCACUACCGAUCACCACCCACACAGCCUCAUGUCUCAGAACCAGAGAAGACAGAAAAAUGGUUCACUGUCAACUAGAACUAAACCAGCCAUUUUAAGGACAAGGAAGAGGAGGAGCUCUGAGAAUGAUGAAGAUGAAAGACAAGUGAAGCAGGCACGCUUAGAACCCUCGGAGAUGCCUCAGCCACUUGGCGACGUGACAUCAAGUCUCAACGUGGAGAGGGAGCGGUCGAUCACCCCUGACAACCCGGUUCCGGACACCUGGAACAAGUUUAGGGGCCUGACUUGCAUCUCGACCCCACAGUCGACUAGGAAGCUGCCACUGCCAAAGCUCAGUUGGGCUGACCAAGGCGAGGUGUGGGCACUCAUGUGCCGAAAAGAUCGCCUUUACCCUCGAUGCCCAGACUACCUCAAUCAACAUCCUUCUCUACAAGCAAGAAUGAGGGCUAUUCUUUUAGACUGGCUGACAGAGGUAUGUGAAGUAUAUAGGCUACAUCGUGAGACAUAUUACCUUGCCACCGACUUCAUUGACCGCUACCUCAGCGCAACAAAAGAUGUUCCCAAACAACAACUCCAGCUCAUAGGUAUAACAUGUUUAUUCAUAGCGGCAAAAAUAGAAGAAAUAUACCCACCAAAGCUAUCUGAAUUUGCUUAUGUGACUGACGGUGCUUGCAUGGAUAAUGAAAUCUUGGAGAAGGAGCUAGUCAUUUUAAAGAAACUUAACUGGGAUCUCUCCCCUAUCACAUCAAACUGUUGGUUAAAUACGUAUCUACAACUGGCACAAGAGCAUGCCCAUAGAGAAUCUGGGAACAGUGAGGCGGGCACUGACGAGCACAGCUUUGUCUUCCCUCGAUACUCUCCCCUCAAGUUUGUUCAGGUUGCCAGAUUGCUCGAUUUGUGUACUCUUGAUAUGUCUAGUCUGGGGUUCACCUCGAGUAUGAUCGCAGCAACAGCUAUGUGCUACAUGAUAUCCCCUCAGUUGGCAACUCAGGUCUCGGGCUACUCGUCAGAAGAUAUCCAAGAAUGCUAUGACUGGAUGGCAGCAUUUGCAAUCACAGUACACGAGAUGGGGCCAGUACAGCUUAAGUCAUUUAGUCAAGUGGCACAAGACGAUAUUCACAAUAUCCAAACACAUUCUGCCGACCUCGAUAUUUUGGAACGAGCACAGAUCAGGUUGAGCCAGAUCCGAUCUUCUUCUUCUCGUAAUAGUCCGGAGUCGUCAGGUUUAUCGGUUGGAAUGCUCACGCCUCCAAAAACAGAUGAGAAAACCAAAUUUUAAAUUUAGAUAUUUUUUGGGGGUUAAAACUGAAAUAGUUUAAGAAAUGACAUGUCAUGUUUUCAGUCAGUCAAUGACAUUAUUGUUUCGUAUGAGAUCUAAAUGGAUCGCUUAAAUUUGUAUGAGGUUUCUGAGGCUACAGAACGUGAUUGGCAUGUUAUUGUUGAUCCAUUUAGAUUGUUGGCCCAUACUGGUCACAGUGUUUUAAUGUCAUGUGAACAUUUUUUAUACAUAUCAGAUAGGUACUACGGCCAUGCUUAUACAUAUCAAAAGCAUUUCAUGCUAUAUAGUAACUUAAUAUAAAAAAAUAGUUUUAUUGUACUUGCUUUGCUCACUAAUGUGCAUGCUGUGCAACAUUGUGUCUUAUGAAUGUUAUUGGUUAUCGUGUGUACAGUGACGACUUUUAUGUGGGCAAGAAUCUAUAUUGGGGAGGAGCAUCAAUGGCAAUUUUUAUACAUAAUUUUGCUCUAUGCUGAUUGAGCAAUUUAUUAACAUUCAGAAUUCUUCCUGUUGAAGGCUUGUAAGGUUUUAAUCAUUCUUUAUUUAUGGUAUUGUAUAUAAUUUGAUACGUAAAAGUAUGCAAUUGAAUGAGGAAUUGGUAAAUAAUUAAAACAGGUAUAAAAUUAAAGUUUCUUUGUGGCCGAUAUUAAGUAGUUGGCCAUGCCAUUGAGACAGGCUGUGUAAAUACUGAUGACUGUGCCUGGUAAAACAAAUCUAGUCUUUUCCGUAAAGGGAUUACAGUUUAUUGUUUUAGCGCCAAGUGCAAUGGUGUUUCAUACAAGUAUGAAAUGCUCUCUUUCAGGGUUUUCCUUUGUAAUUAAUUUCUUUAGGAAAUUGCUCUGCUCUUCUGAGCUGUUUGGGUGCAUUGUGUCAGCUUUUUAUCGUAUAUGAAAAUAUACUAAAAUGCUCGUUAAUGGAAGGAAUGUAAUGAUUACAUGUCUGUGAUGCUACAGGGCAUUUUUUUUUUUCAAUAUAUAAUCUCAUUCAUCUUGGAAGUAGGGCAGUGUCUUGCCCCUAAUUACUCAAUUGUGCCAACUAAUGUAAUAUGGGAUACAGGGGCAUUAUAUAUAUUUUUUCUUCAAGUAAACUGUGCAUUUUUCAUUUUACAUUUUCUUUGUAUAUUAGAUGAAACACUUGCAAAGAUACAUUGAUUGUGUCGUGUGUCUCCUGCUGUUGCUGGCGUGUAACUUCUUAACAUGAGCAUGGAGGAAAAUGAGGCCCAUUAACUUAUUCUUUUCCAUGGUAAUAUCAGAAGUUUAAAUGAAAUUUAACUUUCAUGGACUGUAUUUAAUAAAUUAUAAUUGUUAAAUUAAUUUUACUGCAGUGCAUUAAUAUGCUGUCUGGAAAACCUGAAGGUAAAUAAAACAAACUUUUUUA
Procambarus clarkii (red swamp crayfish) is the source of this 3101-nucleotide messenger RNA. It is a transcript of the gene CycE, whose product is annotated as cyclin E. Gene Ontology annotation, cellular component: nucleus; cytoplasm; cyclin E1-CDK2 complex. The record is from RefSeq and is a predicted model, not a curated record. Gene Ontology annotation, biological process: G1/S transition of mitotic cell cycle; regulation of cyclin-dependent protein serine/threonine kinase activity. Lineage: Eukaryota; Metazoa; Arthropoda; Malacostraca; Decapoda; Cambaridae. Gene Ontology annotation, molecular function: cyclin-dependent protein serine/threonine kinase regulator activity.